AUGACUUCUCUGCAAGGUACACUUGAAGGCGUUGUCCUGCUCACGAGGCAUGGAGACCGCACACGCUUCUACCAGAACCCUGAAGCUGGCUAUGCAGGCACAAACACGCACAUCACACCCCUCGGUGAAGCUCAAACUUACAACACGGGCCAGUACAUACGCUCACGCUAUAUUGAUGCAAAAAGCUCGAGCCAGAUCACUGGUAUCUCAGUCGAUACAAUUGACCUCGCUCAAUUGACGGUGACGUGUGAUGCAGCGACUGAGGCGAAUGUUAUUGUCCUUUCUGCCUAUUCCAUGUGGCAGGGCAUCUAUCCGGCAUCGCCUCUAUCCAAUGUGACCUUGGCCAAUGGAACGCUUGUCACAUCUCCUCUGGGUGGACAGCAGUAUGUUCCCAUGGAGACUGUUGAGUUUGAGCAAUCGCCUCUUCUCGAGGCCUUUGCCAGUUGUCCCGCGUACACGGCCAACCUGAAUGCCUUUUACAACAGUGCAGAAUACACGGCCAAGUCUGCACUUGAAAAGCCCUUUCGAGACUCGCUCACGACAAUUGUCGAUGGGCGCAACACGACACUCAAAGACAUGUACAACGUGUAUGAUUUCAUCAAUGUCAAUCAGAUAUACAACGCCACUUUCAAGCAGGAAUUGGAUAAUUCAACACUGGCAAAGGCAUCUGAUCUUGCGAAUUGGCUCUCCUAUCGUGUCUUCACAGGUUCAAGUAUUUCAAGCAUUGGCAAUGUCGCCGGUCGCGGAAUGAUGUCGCAGAUCAUCGAGGCCAUGGCGGAUAUUGCAGACACGACGACGCCUCGCAAGAUUAAGCACUACUCGCUCAGCUACAAACCCUUCCUCUCCCUCUUCAACAUGACUGGUGCCGCUCAAUCAGCACCUGAGCUACAGGCAGUACCGGCGUAUAGCAGCAUGGCGGCGUUUGAGCUUCGCAACAUUUCGUCAGAACUCUUCAUCAAUUUGGUCUUUCGCAAUGGUUCUGAUGCAGGGACACAAGCAGUCUCCUAUCCAAUCUUGGGACAGCAACAAAUCAAGAUGUCGGAAUUCAUCGCAACCUUCAACAGCUCUGCCAUACAUUCAACACUCGAGUGGUGUAAGCAUCAAUGGCUGCGAUAG
This is a messenger RNA of Protomyces lactucae-debilis, 1116 nucleotides long. Its product is annotated as phosphoglycerate mutase-like protein. The transcript has 2 exons. Gene Ontology annotation, molecular function: phosphatase activity. The record is from RefSeq and is a predicted model, not a curated record. NCBI's taxonomy places the organism in Eukaryota, Fungi, Ascomycota, Taphrinomycetes, Taphrinales, Protomycetaceae. Gene Ontology annotation, biological process: dephosphorylation. The coding region runs from base 1 to 1116 and encodes 371 amino acids.